CGGUGAGAUGACGCCCUCCCGGAAGUGGCCUCUAGAGCGGUGGUGAAACUGGCAGUUGACGGCUCCUGGGACUAGAUCCCGCCAGGUGGCCCCUGAACUAUUUCUCUGCGUUUUCUCUUGAUCCUCCCGAAAUCUUCCAGAUUCGCGUAGUGAGGAAUCGUCUCCACCGUCAUGGGGGGCGGAGACCUGAAUCUGAAGAAGAGCUGGCACCCGCAGACCCUCAGGAAUGUGGAGAAAGUGUGGAAGGCCGAGCAGAAGCAUGAGGCUGAGCGGAAGAAGAUUGAGGAGCUUCAGCGGGAGCUGCGAGAAGAGAGAGCCCGGGAAGAGAUGCAGCGCUAUGCGGAGGAUGUUGGGGCCGUCAAGAAAAAAGAAGAAAAGUUGGACUGGAUGUACCAGGGUCCUGGUGGGAUGGUGAACCGUGAUGAGUACCUGCUGGGGCGCCCCAUUGACAAAUAUGUUUUUGAGAAGAUGGAGGAGAAGGAGGCAGGCUGCUCUUCUGAAACAGGACUUCUCCCAGGCUCUAUCUUUGCCCCAUCAGGUGCCAAUUCCCUUCUUGACAUGGCUAGCAAGAUCCGGGAGGACCCACUCUUCAUCAUCAGGAAGAAGGAGGAGGAGAAAAAACGAGAGGUGUUAAAUAAUCCAGUGAAAAUGAAGAAAAUCAAAGAAUUGUUGCAAAUGAGUCUGGAAAAAAAGGAGAAGAAGAAAAAGAAGGAGAAGAAAAAGAAGCACAAGAAACAUAAGCACAGAAGCUCGAGUAGUGAUCGUUCCAGCAGCGAGGAUGAGCACAGUGCGGGGAGAUCUCAGAAGAAGAUGGCAAAUUCCUCCCCUGUUUUGUCUAAAGUCCCUGGAUAUGGCUUACAGGUCAGGAACUCUGACCGUAACCAGGGUCUUCAGGGUCCUCUGACAGCUAAGCAAAAGAGAGGGUAUGGGAUGAAGAACCAUUCCAGAUCCACAAGCUCCUCCCACUCACCCCCAAGACAUGCCAGCAAGAAGAGCACCAGGGAAGCAGGGUCCCGGGACAGGAGGUCUCGAUCCCUGGGCAGAAGGUCACGGUCCCCAAGACCCAGCAAACUGUACAACUCUAAGGUGAACAGGAGAGAGACAGGCCAAACUAGGAGCCCAUCACCUAAAAAAGAGGUGUACCAAAGGCGACAUGCUCCUGGAUACACCAGAAAACUCCCCGCAGAGGAAUUAGAGCGAAAACGGCAAGAGAUGAUGGAAAACGCCAAAUGGAGGGAGGAGGAGAGACUGAACAUCCUCAAGAGGCACGCUAAGGAUGAGGAACGGGAGCAGAGGCUAGAGAAGCUGGACUCCCGGGAUGGGAGGUUCAUCCACCGCAUGAAGCUGGAGAGUGCAUCUACUUCCUCCCUGGAGGAUCGGGUGAAGCGGAAUAUCUACUCUUUACAGAGAACUUCGGUAGCUCUGGAGAAGAACUUUAUGAAAAGAUGAAAACUGUCCCCUCUCUUAUUGGUUUUCCUGCAUUUUCCAGGGAAGCUGCUGACCCCUUAAUUCUCUUUAUAAGAGUUCAAAUGACUUCUUUCACAGAUGUCAAACCACCAUUGUUCAAAGUGACCCUGCUCCAUCGAGUCCUGAAACAGCUCACUUCCUUUGAGAGCUAGUGUGACUUGCUUUGUGGGACACUCAGUAACUUUGGGUUUUGACUCUUUAACGGGUGAGCACUGGACCAUCUCGGUGGGAGUGCUUGUGCCACUCUGGGAAGGCUAUUCCCUGGGGUUGUGAUGUUUAUCAUGCCGCUUCCUUCUUACCUGUGCCAACAGACCUAUUUCACUGCCUCAGUGUACACCAGACCCUUCAGAAACCUCUCUGGUGUCACCCAGAUGAUUGUGCUUACUGAGACAAAUGAAUGUUUACUUGAUUUAGAAGAUAAUGUGACAGAAUGAUGUGAGGUUAGGUCAAAGCCAAGGGAGUGACAGAAUCUGGAAAAUCAAACAAUACAAAAAGCCCUAAAGGAACUGUUAACUGUUUGAUCUUUGGAUGUAAAAGUGUAAUGUGUAUAUGUACAAAUGUACAAUUUUUACAUGCUUUUAAAAAAGGUUAGCUUUGUGAAAAUACCUUGUUUUGUCAAUGACUUUACUGGGUAAUAGAACCACAUUGAACCUUGAUGGCAAGUAAUACAAUAAGGCAGCCCAGCUCGUUUUUCGCUCUGAAUCUGGCUGGUUUAGGAGGAGCCUGGGUUUAUCGACAAGAUCUGGAGUAUCUAUUCUUUUCCACUGCUUGCAGUCUCCAAUGUAGGCAGUGUAAAGGUAUAGUAAAAUGAUUUUAGGAGUCAGAACCAAAUUGCCAAUAUGCUCUAUGGCUCCUAAAGGAAAAUAAAAUGGAAGCUUUUUAUUUCGCGGCUUCAUUUCUUACCGUGUAGUAACCUUACUACAAUUACAGAUUUUCAGGAGUUGUUUGCUAGUCUCUUUCAGUCAGGUACUAAAAAAAAACAAAAAUAGGCUGGGCGCGGUGGCUCACACCUGUAAUCCCAGCACUUUGGGAGGCCGAGGUGGGCGGAUCACGAGGUCAGGAGAUGGAGACCAUCCUGGCUAACAUGGUGAAACCCCCUCUCUACUAAAAAAUACAAAAAGUUAGCCGGGCGUGGUGGCGGGCGCCUGUAGUCCCAGCUACUGGGGAGGCUGAGGCAGGAGAAUGGCGUGAACCCAGAAGGCGGAGCUUGCAGUGAGCCGAGAUUGUGCCACUGCACUCCAGCCUGGGUGACAGAGCGAGACUCCGUCUUAAAAAAACAACAGCAACAACAAAAAACAAAAACAAAAAAACCCUCGAGGGGCCACUCUUCUGUCUUUACUCCUUUUCCCUUCUCUAUUCUUUCACCAGAAGCCCUCAUUUGACCAGUGAACUCCUAGGCCCUCUUGACCCGCACAUUAGCUGGGCGAUUUCCUUGUUCUGCUAAUUCCUAAUUCUGCUUAAAAUGUAUUUGGAUUUCUGUUUUUGAACACUUACGAUGCCAGGCACUGUAAUGUUUGAAACCCGAUCUUUCCCUAGAGAAUGUAACAUACGUUUUUAUUCAUUUAAUCACUUCAUCAUGUUUCAUUAUGCAGGGGUUAAUUAUGUUUAUUUUAUUAAUUGGUAAUAAAGGCCACAUUUAUUUUUGUAACUGUUUAAA
This is a messenger RNA of Pongo pygmaeus (Bornean orangutan), 3124 nucleotides long. It is a transcript of the gene CWC25, whose product is annotated as CWC25 spliceosome associated protein. The transcript is spliced from 10 exons. Gene Ontology annotation, biological process: mRNA splicing, via spliceosome. Gene Ontology annotation, cellular component: U2-type spliceosomal complex. The record is from RefSeq and is a predicted model, not a curated record. The coding region runs from base 172 to 1449 and encodes 425 amino acids. NCBI's taxonomy places the organism in Eukaryota, Metazoa, Chordata, Mammalia, Primates, Hominidae.